Molecule: messenger RNA, 1901 nt
Organism: Mizuhopecten yessoensis (Yesso scallop)
Lineage: Eukaryota; Metazoa; Mollusca; Bivalvia; Pectinida; Pectinidae
Product: sodium-dependent serotonin transporter-like
Exons: 13
Coding region: 1-1818 (605 amino acids)
Biological process (GO): serotonin uptake; sodium ion transmembrane transport
Cellular component (GO): membrane; neuron projection
Molecular function (GO): serotonin:sodium:chloride symporter activity; serotonin binding
Source: RefSeq, a predicted model, not a curated record
AUGGAGAAACAGGAAAAGUUACCCCUGGGACCUACUACUCCCAUUCUUGACGGAACAAAGGUCAUAGCCGAAAAGGAGACGGAACCGGAAAGAGAAACAUGGGGGAAGAAGAUCGACUUCCUUUUGUCUGUGGUGGGAUUUGCUGUGGAUCUGGGGAAUGUUUGGAGGUUUCCGUAUAUCUGUUAUAAGAAUGGCGGAGGAGCAUUCAUGAUCCCCUACGUAGUGAUGUUACUGUUUGGAGGACUACCCCUCUUCUACAUGGAGCUGGCCCUGGGACAGUACCAGAGGUGUGGCUGUCUGACGGUGUGGGAUAGGAUAUGUCCCGCCUUCAAAGGGAUAGGCCUGGCAAUUUGUGUGAUAGCUACCUAUGUCGCCUGGUAUUACAAUACAAUCAUCGCUUGGGCAGUCUUUUACUUCUUCUCGGCUUGGCGUGCAGAAGUACCAUGGCGGACGUGCAACAACCCAUGGAACAACAACGAAACCUGUACUAUCUACGAACGACUACUCAUGGGGAAUACCACCAAGCUAUACAGUAACGCCAGCAACAUGGCGAACUUAACCACAACCACCAUGGCCGCAUCGACAGGUCCCGCGAUCAUACGAAAGUCACCAACAGAGGAAUUCUUCGAGUACGAGGUGCUUGGAUUGCAGCAUGCCAGCGGUCUGGAGGAUGUUGGCGGCGUCAAUUGGAUCCUGUGUCUUUGUCUCCUAGGCGUUUUUGUCCUGGUAUAUUUCGCUAUGUGGAAAGGCGUUAAAAGCUCUGGCAAGGCUGUGUGGGUCACUGCUACCAUGCCAUACGUUGUGCUACUGAUCCUGCUGGUCCGAGGCUGUAUGUUGGAGGGGGCCGACAGAGGAAUAUUCUACUAUAUUCGCCCAGUGUGGAGCAAACUCGGCGACAAAAGCAUUUGGAUUUCGGCGGCAGCUCAAGUGUUCUUUUCCUUGGGACCCGGAUUCGGUGUUUUGCUUGCUUUAUCUAGUUACAACAAACUCAACAACAACUGUUACAAAGAUGCCUUGAUCACGAGUGGAAUCAACUGCGCGACGAGUUUCCUGGCGGGGUUCGCCGUGUUUUCUGUACUGGGCCAUAUGUCCUUCGUACAGGACAGACCUGUGGAAGAUGUCGCCCGAGAUGAUGUCGGGCUGAUCUUCAUAGUGUACCCCGAGGCUAUAUCCUCCCUCAAUUUCUCUACCUUCUGGGCGUUACUCUUCUUUUUCAUGCUCAUCACCCUCGGACUCGACACGACGUUUGGUGGUCUGGAAUCACUGUGUACAGGGAUACUAGACGAAUAUGUUGUUCUCAGGAAGAACCGGAAGUUGUUCGUCCUUGCUCUAAUGGCGUAUUGCUUCAUAGGGGCAUUGGCUACAACAACAUAUGGUGGUAUAUACGUUGUGCAGUUACUGGAUUCUUUCGGAGCUCCAAUAGCCAUCAUCUUUGUGGUUUUCCUCGAGGCUGUAGCCGUAUCGUGGAUAUAUGGCGUAAACAGGUUCUGUGACGAUAUAGAGUCAAUGCUGGGGUUCCGACCGGGUAUCUACUGGAGGGUGUGCUGGAGCAUCAUCAGCCCAUUCUUCCUACUGAUCCUAUUCAUCCUCUCGCUGAUCGACCCGAUGCCUCCCCAGUACGGCUCCUAUGACUUCCCACAGUGGUCAUUCAUUCUGGGAUGGAUCAUCGUGUGCUCGUCUCUCAUCUGUAUUCCCGGUUAUAUGAUUUACAAGUUCUUCCGCACACCAGGUUCCAUCCGCCAGAGAAUUCUCGUCAUGUUUACACCCACCGACGUACCAAGUCACGCCAGGAAACCUGCACUGCCAGCCUAUGUCUAACGUUUCAGACAAACCGGAAGUAGAGUUGAAGAUGAAUCAUUGAUGACAUGCGCAGAAAUCGGUGCCUAUAAUAUAAAUAUUGA